Messenger RNA from Heterobasidion irregulare TC 32-1, 273 nucleotides. RefSeq lists its product as uncharacterized. The transcript has a single exon. NCBI's taxonomy places the organism in Eukaryota, Fungi, Basidiomycota, Agaricomycetes, Russulales, Bondarzewiaceae. Gene Ontology annotation, molecular function: carbohydrate derivative binding. The record is from RefSeq and is a predicted model, not a curated record. The annotation marks the transcript as partial. Gene Ontology annotation, biological process: carbohydrate derivative metabolic process.
CUGUAUGACACAGAGAAGGAUCAGCUCAUCCUGAACGACCUCUUCGCAGCUGAUCUCUCCCACUUCUCCCGCUUCUCCAAGGAAUACACCGCUGCCUCCGACCCUACCAACAACUUCCUUCUCGAUUACUCCAAGAGCCGAAUCACCCAGCCUAUUUUCGUAACUCUCUUCAACCUCAUUCGCAAAGCCAGUGUCGAGCAGGUCCACGGCAAGGUGUUCAUCGGUGAACACCUCAACACUAGCGAAGACACCCAGGAGACCAUACGCGCCUAA